AUGAACUCAGUUUUCACGGUGUUCCGUAACUUGGUGAAGAAAAUAAAAUGGUUGUGGACAUCACAUUCAGCGACAGGCUACGGCGAACGGCGGCAUCGUUGCUACGCAUCCGGCGCAAGCUACAGGCUACGGCGAACGGCGGCAUCGUUGCUACGCAUCCAGCGGCAAGCUACUGGCUACGGCGAACGGCGGCAUCGUUGCUACGCAUCCGGCGCAAGCUACAGGCUACGGCGAACGGCGGCAUCGUUGCUACGCAUCCAGCGGCAAGCUACAGGCUACGGCGAACGGCGGCAUCGUUGCUACGCAUCCGGCGCAAGCUACAGGCUACGGCGAACGGCGGCAUCGUUGCUACGCAUCCGGCGCAAGCUACAGGCACACUCUGUGGAGCAGUUUCAGGCUACAAGUCCUCAGGUCUUAAAGGAAGGAAUCCGGCAAAACGAGCAUGGUCACCUUGAGAUGCCUCUUCCAUUUAAAGUACGUCCACACCUUCCAGACAAUAAGAAGCUGGCUUUGGCUCGACUGAAGCACCUUAAAAGGAAGCUGGACAGAGACCCCAAGUUCAAAAAUGAUUAUGCGAGGUUUAUGGAAGGUGUCUUUAAGGAUGAUGAGGCAGAGAAAGUAGACACCCAAUCAGAGCCUGGGAAAAUAUGGUAUAUCCCACAUCAAGGGGUUUACCACCCCAGGAAACCAGACAAGAUCCGGGUGGUUUUCGACUGCUCUGCUAAGUACGAAGGUACUUCAUUAAACGAUUAUCUGUUAACAGGACCCGACCUUACAAAUGGUCUCACAGCUGUACUAUGCCGUUUCCGUAAGCAUCCCAUUGCAGUCAUGUGCGAUGUUGAAAAAAUGUUCCAUAGAUUCCAUGUCAGCGAGGAAGAUAGAGACUAUUUGCGGUUUCUCUGGUGGGAAAAUGGUGACACAAACUCAGAACCCACAGAAUACCGCAUGAAGGUGCACCUGUUUGGAGCGUCAUCUUCCCCUGGCUGCGCCAAUUAUGGCAUGAAACACCUUGCUAGUCAAAAUGAGAAAAUGUGCCCUUCUGCAGCUAGCUUCAUCAGCAAGCAUUUCUAUGUUGAUGAUGGCCUCAUAAGCGUGAAAUCGGUUGGUGAGGCAAUAGAGUUAGUGAAGGAAGCCCAAUCUGUGUGUGCUAAAGGAAAAUUGCACCUUCACAAAUUCCUUUCCAAUAACCGAGAGGUACUACAUUCCAUCAACCUAGCAGAACAUGCUGUGGAGGUAAAAAAUGUUGAUCUCAACCAUGAUGACUUACCUGUGCAAAGAGUACUAGGUAUAAGAUGGAACACUGAAAGCGACAGUUUUUCCUUCAAGGUGAUACUUGAUGAGAAACCGGCAACACGACGAGGGAUUCUCUCUAUUGUGGCCUCUUUAUACGACCCUUUGGGGUUUCUGGCUCCUUUCAUCCUUGAAGGAAAAAGAGUGCUGCAGGAGAUGUGUCAGAGAGGAACGGGGUGGGAUGAACCACUACCCAAGGAUUUGAAGUCAAGGUGGGAGAUUUGGAUGAAGGAUUUGGAAAAUCUUGAGAAGAUUGAAAUACCACGAUGCUUCAUACCAGUUGGCUUUGGUGAAGUCCAGAGAGCUGAAUUGCAUCAUUUUUCUGAUGCAAGCAGUCAAGGUUAUGGCCAGUGCUCGUACAUCAGGUUGGUGAGCGAAGAGAAGGUGCACUGCUCCUUGGUCAUGGGCAAAGCUAGAGUCGCUCCAACUAAACUAGUCACCAUACCAAGGUUGGAGUUAACUGCGGCAGUAACCUCAGCAGCCGUGAGCAACAUGUUGAGGGAGGAGUUAGAGUUCAAGAUCGAUGAGGAAUAUUAUUGGACAGAUUCUCAAGUAGUACUCGGCUAUAUCAAUAAUGAAGCACGAAGGUUUCAUGUCUUUGUCGCGAACCGAGUCCAGAGAAUUCGAGAAACCACUGACACAAGACAAUGGCACUACAUUGACACAGAAGAAAACCCAGCCGACCACGCCUCCAGAGGCCUCAAGGUGGCUGAUCUGAUCAACUCAAAUUGGUUUCCUGGUCCAAAGUUCUUGUGGGAAAGAGAAAUAGCCAAAAAUCAGGUUACCUCGGAGCUGCUGGUAGGAGAUCCGGAGGUGAGGGUUACACAGGUGCUGAAAACUGAGGCUACAAGGCAAUUUGACAUUCAAAACCACCUGUCACGGUUCUCAAAAUGGACCACAGCGGUCAAUGUCAUUGCUCGUAUCCAGCGGUUGGCUAAGAGGAUCAAGACCACAGAACCUUUAAAUGUGGAAGAGAGAAGGCAGGCUGUGCUGAUUAUUAUCAAGCUUGCUCAACAAGAUGCCUUCCGAGAAGAGUUGAACAUACUCAACCAGAAAUCAGGAAAGCUGCCUCAUAACCACCAACUCUAUCAGCUCGAUCCGUUCCUUCACGAUGGUAUAAUGAGAGUGGGAGGAAGACUGAGAAAGUCAUCUGAGCCUCUUGAGUUGAGACACCCAGUAAUCCUUCCCAAAAAUAGCACUGUCACAAACCUCAUCAUUGCAUAUCAUCAUAACAAAGUACAACACCAAGGCAGAGGACAAACUCUCAAUGAGCUAAGAGCCAACGGUUACUGGGUAGUUGGUGGAAGUAAAGCUGUAGCCCAAUACAUCAGGCAGUGUGUACGGUGCAGGAGGGUGCGUGCACCAUUGGAGGAACAACGGAUGGCAGAUUUACCAAGUGACCGUGUUGAUCCUGCACCACCGUUCACGUACUGUGGCAUGGACUGCUUUGGUCCCUUCCACACCAAGCAAGGUCGUAAAGAACAAAAACGGUAUGGCCUCCUCUUUACGUGUCUUUGUUCCAGGGCUGUUCACAUAGAGAUGCUGGAGGAUAUGACGACCGAUGCAUUUAUCAAUGCCUUACGGUGCUUUAUCGCUAUCCGUGGAACCGUUAGACACAUUAGAUCUGAUCAGGGCACUAACUUCAUAGGAGCAAAAAAUGAAAUGGCAAAGGCUCUGAGAGAACUCAGUAAGGAGAGAGUGGCUGCGUACUUGGCAGAUAAUCAGUGCGACUUCCAGAUGAAUACACCACACUCAAGCCACACUGGAGGUGUCUGGGAGCGCCAAAUUAGGACAGUGAGAAGUGUACUGAGCACAGUCCUUGCUGACAGUGCUGGAAGGUUGGACGAUACAUCCUUAAGGACGUUCUUCUACGAAGCUAUGUCCAUUGUAAAUAACCGUCCACUCACUGUCGAUAACAUCAGCGAUCCCACCAGUCUGGAGCCACUCACGCCAAAUCAUUUGAUUACGAUGAAAUCUUCUGUUCCUCUUUCCCCACCAGGGAGGUUCAUCAGGGAGGAUCUGUAUGCCAAAAAACGGUGGAGAAGGGUCCAAUACCUGUCUGAACAAUUUUGGCACAGAUGGAGGAAAGAAUAUCUGUCAAACAUUGCUCUACGUCAGCAAUGGCAUGCGCCAAGGCGUAACGUGGCUGUGGGCGAUAUUGUGAUCCUCAAAGAGGAGGAUGUCCCUCGCAACGAAUGGAAACUUGCUAAGGUGGUUGAAGCACUUGAGGAUGAUGAUGGACUGGUGCGAAAAGUGACAGUGCAGAUUGGAGAACGAAAGUUAGAAAAAAAAGGUGAACGCCUUAACCAGCCAUCCAUUGUUCAAAGGCCCAUUCAGAAGUUAGUGGUUUUAGUGAAGAGUAGCUAAAGGGGAGGGAAACAUUGGUCAUUCAUUAAAUGUCUCCUUUAUAAAGUUAAAAGUGGUUAUUAUACUGCGGUUCACCCUUAAUUGGUUAUUCCUUGUAUGUUGAGAUGUAAAUUCUGUUGUUAUUCGGCGUUGCUGAAUUUAUUAGUGUGUAAAAUCAUAUGGUUAAUUUUCAAAUAUUAGUGUUACAGUAAACAACAGAACUGUGCUUGGAAAUUAUCAUUGAUUAUUUAAUGAAGAGUGUAAGUGUAUUCACAUCUCCAUUUGUGUUAAUCAAGGCUAAUUUGGUGGGAGUGUAGCUGACGCUCGCAAUACAGCAAUAUGUUACUGUGACAAUGCCAGAAGUUUAUGAGAUUAUCAUAUUUGAUUUCUGAUUGUUUUUUUUUAUGUUGCAUAAAUUAAUGAUGAAAUCCGUACUGCAAUUCGUAGUUCUGCUGUUAGACCUUAUUGAAAUAUUAAGUUUAAUUUGUUUAUUAAUUUGUGGAGAGACGUCAUUUCCUGUCUGGGUAACGUGCGCGGGAAAUUGUGAGUGGAAACUAAGCGAAAGAGGAAAGAGACGAGAGAAAGAGACAAGGAAAAGAUGAGAGAUGACUGUCUACUACUGGCUAAAUAGGCGCACACGGUAACUAUUGUAAAUAUUGAAAAUUGUGUACCUUUGUAGAAGAAAUGUUUCUGAAAAUGAUGUAUAUGCAAUGUGUUUUUGUUGUUGUCAGUUUUCACGGUGUUCCGUAACUUGGUGAAGAAAAUAAAAUGGUUGUGGACAUCAGUAAGAGGCGUGAAUCUUAUUACCAGAGUAGAUACAAUCCC
Molecule: messenger RNA, 4461 nt
Organism: Pygocentrus nattereri (red-bellied piranha)
Lineage: Eukaryota; Metazoa; Chordata; Actinopteri; Characiformes; Serrasalmidae
Exons: 4
Coding region: 1-3657 (1218 amino acids)
Biological process (GO): DNA integration
Molecular function (GO): nucleic acid binding
Source: RefSeq, a predicted model, not a curated record